Histoplasma mississippiense is the source of this 1314-nucleotide messenger RNA. RefSeq lists its product as hypothetical. Gene Ontology annotation, biological process: transmembrane transport. Bases 1 to 1314 code for a protein of 437 amino acids. The record is from RefSeq and is a predicted model, not a curated record. Lineage: Eukaryota; Fungi; Ascomycota; Eurotiomycetes; Onygenales; Ajellomycetaceae. Gene Ontology annotation, molecular function: transmembrane transporter activity. The transcript has 5 exons.
AUGUCAACUGCAUUUCUUUCAUGGAGUACAUUCACGGUCGUCCUUUAUUCCACCAGUUACACUGCAGGACUUGAAGAUAUAGCCAAGGAAUUCGAUACCUCAGAAACCUUAGUGACGCUAGGGUUGACCUUAUACCUCAUUGGCCUCGCGAUUGGCUCUGUUAUUCUAGCCCCGCUGAGUGAGAUUGCUAUGAUUUCCAGUGCCCCUGGCUCCAUAUCUGACAUGGUGGAUGAUGAACACCGAGCGUUAGCAUUUUCCAUUUGGAGCAUUGGGCCCUUGAAUGGGCCAGUAUUUGGACCCAUCAUCGGUGGAUACGUAACACAAUACCUAGGCUGGAGAUGGACGAAUUGGCUAUCGAUUAUUUUCAGCGGAGUAGCAUUGAUUUUCAUGUGCCUCAUGAAAGAAACUUACACGCCAGUGCUUCUUCAAAAAAGGGCCGCACGCCUCCGAGAAGAGGAUGAUGAUCCCCGCUGGUGGAGCCGAUACGACCAAAAAGCUUCCUUAAUCUCAGUUCUGAAAAUGAACUUAAGCAGACCAUUCGUCAUGGCAGUCCUGGAACCUAUCUGCAUAUUCUGGAACUUGUACAUCGCCAUCGUCUACGCAAUUCUCUACCUCUGUUUCGUCGCCUAUCCAAUCGUCUUCCGUGAAAUCCGCGGUUGGACGGUUGGAGAAUCCGGCCUCGCCUUCCUCGGCAUCGGCGUCGGCUCCCUCACAACCAUCGCUGUCGAGCCCCUCCUCCGCCGCAUGAUCAACGGCCACAAACUCGACCCGGAGACCGGCAAAGUGCCGCCGGAAUCCAUGGUGUCCGUGGUCUGCAUCGCCGCCAUCCUAGUGCCGGCAGGCGAGCUGUGGUUCGCCUGGACCUGCGCGCCCGCCACCAUCCACUGGAUCGCGCCAAUCCUUGCCGGCAUCCCGUUCGGCAUGGGCAACACCGGCGUCUUCAUCUACGCAUCCAACUACCUAACGUUCAGCUACGGCGUGUACGCCGCCUCCGCGAUGGCGGGCAACUCGGUGAUGCGGAGCGUGUUUGGUGGCGUGCUGCCGCUAGCCGGGCCCGCGAUGUAUGCGAAGCUAGGACCCAAUUGGGCAAGCACACUCCUGGGCUUGCUUGAGGUUAUGAUUAUUCCGAUCCCCUUUGUGUUUUAUAAGUACGGGCAUAAAAUUCGGAUGAAGAGUGCGAUGAUCCGGGCGAUGCAAGCGGAUAAGGCGAAAUUGGCCGGUAAGCGGUCGAAAAAGAGGCGUGAGAACGAUGGAGAGAAAGGCGGGGAGGAAGCGGUGGGAGGUGGCGGUUUGUUGGAGAAGGAGAUAGUUUAA